This is a messenger RNA of Cucurbitaria berberidis CBS 394.84, 1858 nucleotides long. RefSeq names its product general substrate transporter. The coding region runs from base 196 to 1770 and encodes 524 amino acids. Gene Ontology annotation, cellular component: membrane. Gene Ontology annotation, biological process: carbohydrate transport; transmembrane transport. Lineage: Eukaryota; Fungi; Ascomycota; Dothideomycetes; Pleosporales; Cucurbitariaceae. The record is from RefSeq and is a predicted model, not a curated record. The transcript has 5 exons. Gene Ontology annotation, molecular function: carbohydrate:proton symporter activity.
GACCCCCUCGCAACUGAAACCUGCCCAUGCAGGCAGCUAGCCUUCUCCAGACCGUUUUGUGUGGGGAACCUGGGGAAUUAAUAAACUAGAAGUUGGAUUCUUCAUUUGAAAUGACUUCUAACAUCCCAUGGCGCCCAUGCUCAUCCCCUCUAGACUCCUCCCUUUAGGCCGUCCCGCCGCAUAGCAUACUUCACAAUGGGUCAUUCCAAGUCCAACGAUGCCCAUACUGAGCUCGCCGUGGGCCGCGAUCUGCUUGCUGCGUUGCCCGUAGACCGAAAACCAUGGUAUCGCACAAAGCACAUGAUCCAGCUCAACCUCAUCUUGCUUGUUCCGUUGUUUGCUUCGGCUACGACAGGGUUUGACGGCGCCAUGAUGAAUGGUUUGCAGACGGUUGAACAAUGGAGAUCAUACUUUGGCACCCCUUCUUCUUCGAUUCUCGGUGUGAUCAACGCCGUGUACCCGAUAGGCACAAUUCUUGGCGUGUUACCGACGGCGUAUCUCUCUGAUCGUUAUGGUCGCAGAGUUCCUUUGAUAUUUGGGCUCGUGCUCUGCAUUGUUGGCGCUGCCAUCCAAGGUGCCGCUCAGAACUUAGCAAUGUUCAUAGUCGCCCGCUGCAUACUAGGAUUUGCCACUGCACACAUUGCUCAACCGUCGCCUAUCAUUAUCACAGAGCUGGCGUAUCCGAUCCAUCGCGGUAAGAUUACAGCACUGUAUAACACAUUUUAUUAUGCUGGGGCAGUUUUCGCUGCAUGGUCAACAUAUGGCAGCUUCCCAAUCCAGUCUACAUGGAGCUGGAGAAUCCCAUCUAUUCUUCAGGGCGCAUUUCCCACAAUCCAGCUAGUAUUCAUAUAUUUUCUUCCAGAGUCACCCAGAUGGCUCGUUGCGAACGAUAGAGCAGGGGAAGCCCGUGCUCUUCUCGUCAAAUACCACGCGGGUGGAGACUCAUCUUCUGCUCUGGUUGAUUAUGAAAUGAGGGAAAUGGAGGGAACCAUUCGCCUAGAGACCGAGACCAAAACUUCUUACAUGGAUCUUCUCAACACGGCGCCGAAUCGCAGACGUACCCUCAUUGCCGCCUUGGUUGGAUUUUUCUCACAAUGGAACGGUGUCGGCGUCGUAUCUUAUUACCUUACGCUCGUUCUGAACAACAUCGGUAUCACCAAAACCUCCGACCAGGCAUUGAUCAAUGGCCUGUUACAAGUCUUCAAUUGGAUUGUAUCCGUUGUCGGUGGCGCUCUCCUCGUUGAUCGCCUUGGCCGUCGUACUCUUUUUCUCGUGUCUGCGGCUGGCAUGCUUGUUUCAUAUAUUAUCUGGACCAUCCUCACAAGUACCUUCACCCGCACGUUGGAUGAUCAAACCGGCCGUGCUGUCGUCGCCUUCAUUUUUAUCUAUUACUUUUUCUACGACAUCGCAUGGACCCCCCUGCUCCAAGCCUAUUGCGUCGAGAUAUUCCCAUAUACGCUUCGCGGUCGUGGACUGAGUGUGACGCUCGGCUCGGCAUACGUGGGACUCAUUAUCGGCCAGUUUGUGAAUCCUAUUGCUAUGGAGCAUCUCAAGUGGCGAUACUACAUCGUUUUCUGUUGUUUGCUUGCCCUACUCCUGUUCUUGACUUGGUUCCUUUUCCCGGAAACACGAGGAAGAACUUUGGAACAAAUCGCAGAAGUCUUUGAAGGAAGGCAAGACGAUAGGGAAGCGGUUGGUGAGAAGGUCAUGGGUGAGAGGAACGAGAAAUCUGCAGUUGAGCAUGUGAAUCAGAAGGUUGAUAGCAAGUAACAUGAUUUCGUAUUAUGAGACAAACACACGCACACAGUUAAGGAAGAAACAACGCCUUGUAAUUAGUAGAUCUAUACACGAAAUCUAC